GAGGGCUCCUCCGCUGUCAGACUCCACUGCUCAACGUUUGCCAGACUCGGAUAAGAGUGGACGGAGGGACUUGGGGCCGGAGAAGGGAUUCGCGAGCUGAUUUUUUUGUGGAGACCCUCGCCAGUGGAUUGUGAUCAUUCUUUCAGGUUGAAUUAAGGCUGGACAGUGGUGAUGUCACUGCAAAUGAGUGAGGCAGAGGGCGCUGUGAAGGUGGAGGAGUGGCAGCAGACGUUUUACGCCCCAGACUCUGGCAUUCAGUCGGGAGCCACCACCAUUCGAGAUGAGGACAGCGUCAGUGCCAGCGCUGGCGAGAACGCCACAGAUAUGGAGGCUCAGUACAGUCUAACCCGAGCUCAGCGAGUGCGUGCGGCCAUGUUCCCCGAGACGCUGGUGGAGGGAGAGACAGCGCUCACCGCACACAGCAAUCCAGACCAGCCCACCAAUGUGCAGAGACUGGCCGAGCCCUCGCAGCUCCUCAAAACAGCCAUCGUCCAUCUCAUCAACUAUCAGGAUGAUGCUGAGCUGGCCACUCGCGCCGUUCCAGAGCUCACCAAACUGCUGGCCGACGAGGACCAGGUGGUGGUAAACAAGGCAGCACUGAUUGUGAACCAGCUUACGCGGAAGGAGGCGUCUCGCCGUGUGCUCAUGCAGUCUCCUCAGAUGGUGUCGGCUGUGGUGAGGGCCAUGCAGAACACCGGAGACCUGGAGACGGCACGCUGCGCUGCCAGCGUCCUGCACAGCCUCUCCCACCAGCGCGAGGGACUGCUGGCCAUCUUCAAAUCAGGCGGCAUCCCUGCACUAGUGCGCAUGCUCAGUUCCCCUAUGGAGUCAGUGCUGUUCUACGCCAUCACCACGUUACACAACCUGUUACUGCACCAGGAGGGAGCCAAGAUGGCGGUGCGUCUGGCCGAUGGACUGCAAAGGAUGGUCCCUCUUCUGAAAAAAACCAACCCCAAGUUCCUGGCCAUCACCACAGACUGUCUGCAGCUGCUGUCUUACGGCAAUCAGGAGAGCAAGUUGAUCAUCCUGGCAAAUGGUGGGCCAGAAAGUUUGGUGUUCAUUAUGAGAAACCACAACUAUGAGAAGCUCCUGUGGACCACCAGCAGAGUCCUGAAGGUGCUUUCUGUCUGUCCAAGCAACAAGCCGGCUAUUGUUGACGCUGGAGGUAUGCAGGCUCUCGGCCAACAUCUCACAGGUUCGAGUCAGCGUCUGACACAGAACUGCCUGUGGACCCUGAGGAACCUCUCUGACGCUGCAACCAAGCAGGAAGGUCUGGACGGUCUCCUGCACAUCUUAGUGAGUCAGCUGGGCUCAGAUGACGUGAACAUGUUGACCUGUGCUACUGGCAUCCUGUCAAACCUUACCUGCAACAACGCACGCAACAAGGCCCUGGUCACCCAGAGCGGAGGGGUGGAGGCGCUCAUUCACGCCGUGCUGCGGGCCGGAGAGAAGGAGGACGUGGCCGAGCCGGCCGUCUGUGCCCUGCGUCACCUCACGAGCCGCCACCCCGACGCAGAGCUGGCCCAGAAUGCAGUGCGUCUGCACUAUGGCAUCCCCGCCAUCACCAAGCUCUUGGGCCAGCCGCACUAUUGGCCCGUGGUGAAGGCCACAGUGGGUUUGAUUCGUAACUUGGCCCUGUGUCCAGCCAAUCAGGCGCCUCUGAGAGAAUCUGGGACAAUCCCUCGAUUGGUCAACCUGCUGUUGAAAGCUCAUCAGGAAACUCAAAGACACGGCUCAGGAGCCCAGCAGACCUAUCAGGAUGGCGUGCGAAUGGAGGAGAUUGUGGAAGGCUGUACAGGCGCUUUGCAUAUACUGGCCAGAGAUCCCAUCAACCGAGGGGAGAUCGCCAGCAUGCAGACCAUUCCUCUGUUUGUGCAACUUCUGUACUCCUACGUGGAGAACAUAAAGCGUGUAUCUGCCGGUGUUUUGUGUGAACUGGCUCUGGAUAAGCAGUGUGCCGAGAUGAUCGAUGCAGAAGGAGCAUCUGCACCCCUAAUGGAGCUCCUGCACUCUCCCAAUGAGGGGAUUGCCACGUAUGCUGCGGCCGUUCUCUUCCGCAUCUCUGAGGACAAGAGUUCAGACUACAGGAAGCGUGUGUCGGUGGAGCUCACUCAUUCCCUCUUCAAACAUGACCCCGCGGCCUGGGAAAUGGCACACGCCGCCAUGCCACUCGACCCUGGAUAUAUACCAGAUGAUCUGGAUGCAGUUUACCCUCCAUACGGUUACUCUGAUUUACCCAUGGAUGGCCUCCCGCUGGACGCUGAGCUCCAUGAGCAAUACAUGCCAGAAAUGACCUAUGACCCUCGACAGGUGUACCCAAAUCCUCUUUAACAACACUGCCAGCAGUCUUCAGGUCAAAUGAAGUGGAUGAUGAAGAUGGAGACUACAAACCAGUUUGUUUCCUGCAAAAAAAAAAAAAUAAAAUAAAAAAUCACAGAGCAGGGCUUGAACUGUGCAGUGCUGGAAUGAAAGAAGAAGAAAACUCACGACUUGCUUUAGUUCACCACCGGUCUGUUUGUGACGUGGACUCUAAGCACUGCCUAACUCAUCUUGUUAUCUUGUGCUACUAACAGAGUGACAAAGCCUAAAAGUGUGGUGACGCGAUAAGCAUGUGAUCAUAACAUGUACAUUUUGUACUUUACAUUGUUUGUCCAAAGAUGUCCAGACAACUCCGUCCUAGAAAUGUAGCAUAGCUAGCUAGCGGCUCGGCCACACGAGGGUUCGUUUUCCUUUGCGUUCUGUGUAUUUGUGGCUCUGAGGCAUUGCUACCGAGUAGAAAACAAACAAAAGCAACAACAAAACCUACAUCUAAAAACAGACACUCAUUUGUAUUUUCAUAAUCUCAUUAUUAUAAGACGACAUUUGUUGACAUUGAUAUGUUGUCCUGCCUUUUUUCUGGUACUGCAAACCUCUUCUAACAGGUCAAGGUCAGGAUUUCUUUUGUUGGUUUAUUUUAUUUUAUUUUAUUGUUUAUGAGACAAACUGAUAUUCAGUUGGAAGAGAAAGUUUGUUGCGUAUGAUUUCAUGUAAAGACUUUCUAGCAGGCAUUGAUGGAUGACAGAUCUGUACACAUUACUCACAGCUAUAAUAUACAAAAGUAUUUGGACACAAAUUCUUAAUAAAACAAUAAGAUAUCAAUGCCAUUGGUUCUGAAAUUAAAAUCUCAACAAGCACACACAAGUGUUCAAAUACAGUUGGCUAUGGGCCAGUUUAUUUUCUAUUAUAAAUUAGCUGUAUUUUUUAAUGACUGCUAUCAUGCAACAACAUUGUAAAUCCAAAAUUAAUUGUAGGAUUCAAAGAUUUGCAAUUAUGUCAACAUUGCUAAAUACAAUGAUUGGCCACUUUUGUAGUAUGUUUUAGAGAAAUCCAGUAUACAAUGAGUCUAUAAAAUGACCAUUUGUUUUUCUUUCAGUGCUAUUACUGUAAUAGGGAACAUUUCAUAAGGAGCAUGAUGUCAUUAUCCUGAAUGAGAUUUUUUUAAAAUCUUAUUUUGCACAAUAGUUCGUUUUCCUUUUCUGAUUACGCUCUAGAUAUGUUGAUGUUCAUUAAGACUGAACACAGUGUACUGUUUUACAAAGGAAUGAUUAGCAUUAUAGUGAUUGCUUUUCACCCAUAAAUAGUUUCCAGCUAGACUUUCAAUACAAAACAACCCCAUUAUUAUUAUUAUUACAGCUCUCUGGAACACUUUAUUCUGAUUGGUCAAAUUAUUGUACUAUUAUGACUGGUCGACUACAUUAUCCUUAACUUGUUUAUUCUCAUGUCCUCUUUAUAUAACAUUCCUUAGACUUUAAAUAUUUUUUUAUACAAAAACUAUAUUGUUUUACAUCAUUGUAUAUAGACAGAUAUAAAUGUGUUUUGAAUGACAUGCUGAAUUUUGUGGUCAUGACUGAUUAUGACGCAAGGGAUCUUACACAUGCAUUUGAAAGGCUUUGCAAUCGGUGUGACGUGUGAUUGCUGAUUGAUGAAACUGCAGUAAUUGUCAAGCAUCAUUCAUUAACUGUAACUAUAAUUUAGCUUCAUGAUUGCAAAUCUGCCUGCAUCUGUUCAUUAUAUAAGGAACAUGUAUGUGCCAAAAGUAAUAGUAGUUAUAUUGAUGAAGACUAUUCUGGUACAGUUGCCCCAGUUAUGCUCAACUAUUUAAAAGCAAUGGUGUUAGUAUCAAACAAAAAAUAAAAUUUGCUGAAUAUUUAUUCACCCUCAGGCCAAGAGUUUGUUUGUUCAUCUGAACAGAUUUUGAGAAAUGCGGCAUUGCAUAACUUGCUCAACAAUGGAUCCUCUGCAGUGAAUGGGUGCCGUCAGAAUGAGAGUCCAAAACAUCUCAAUGAUUGAUCCACAUCUCUCCAGUUGAGCAAUUAAUGUCUUGUUACGUGAAAACCUGCAAGUUUGUAAGAAACUAAUCCAUCAAGACAUUACCUUAAGUCCAUUGCUUCCAGCUAAAAUACAAAUCCAAGAUCCAUAAUAUUGUUUUCUU
Messenger RNA from Carassius auratus (goldfish), 4471 nucleotides. RefSeq names its product junction plakoglobin-like. The coding region runs from base 172 to 2331 and encodes 719 amino acids. Gene Ontology annotation, molecular function: cadherin binding. Gene Ontology annotation, biological process: cell adhesion. The record is from RefSeq and is a predicted model, not a curated record. The transcript has 16 exons. Lineage: Eukaryota; Metazoa; Chordata; Actinopteri; Cypriniformes; Cyprinidae.